AUGGGAAGAGCUUCCCUUGAGCUGCCCCUCAAUAGGGAUGGAUCGAUCAGAUCCGGCAAUUUUCGUGCCCCAUCUCCAUCACCUUUUGAUAAAAUGAGAAUGCAACUGAACUAUUUGAAAAGUCGGAGGAUAACGGAGGGAGCGACGUUGAGGUUGCUGUCGAUACUCAAGAUGUUGGCCCAAAUCCAUGUUUUUCUCGGGAUUCUUAUGUUAAUAUUGUCGGCUCUAGCGGAUUAUGUUUCAUCGAGGAAAAACACAAUUCGACUAAACGGCCUACUUGAAUGCUGUUCUUUCUACUUUGUCGUCAUGGGAUCAGUGGGUCUUUGCGGGGCAGCUUCGUACAGAAGAGGGCUCGUCAUCGCGAUUCUUGUGAUGAGUGUGCAUGCGAUUCUUAUCUUUGUCCCCGGAAUUGUCAUCGUUUCCAGCUUCGAUAUUCAUUUUCAUAAGCACGAGUGUUGGGGUUCUUGUGAUUGGCACCUCUUGGCUACAUCUCUUCCGCAAAACAGUCAGUGUCAGAUUUUGUGCGGUACAAAUGUUGAUGAGCAUAAAAGAAGUGUAAUGACCAGGCUGGGGACCGAUUACCGACUAGAUGCAGGAUUGAUAGCGUUGGCCGGCCUGGAGCUCCUAUUCGCCAUCGCCACUUUUCUCAUCUCGUUGAAGAUCAUCUGUAGCAAGAUUACGCAACAACCGAUCGUCGAAAUGAUGCCGCUGACCGCCCCUCAAGUCCAACAGGCCGAUCAAUCCAACAAACAAGAGCCC
Messenger RNA from Mesorhabditis belari, 759 nucleotides. The record is from the annotation of a GenBank genome assembly. NCBI's taxonomy places the organism in Eukaryota, Metazoa, Nematoda, Chromadorea, Rhabditida, Rhabditidae.